UGACUUGCUUUAUACAUACCUUCGUCAUUGAGGGAAUACAUGUAACCGCGGUAAAGACGACUACAUUGUACCGAAUACCUACCUGUAGAUAAGACAAACAUUCAGGAAGUGCUUAUAAACAACAAUGGUUCGUCCUGAAUAUCCCGAAAAGUUACUGUUCCUCAUAUUCUACCUAUUGGGUGCGGCGAUUCCUGUCCACGGGACCAGUUGCAACACGUACGGUUCUGUUAACAAACACUGUUCGUCUGGCUAUCACUGUUGUGGGAGACGGUACAACAGGUACUGUUGUAUAGACGAUGACUUCUACUACGGGGGCAUGGAUGGCGGUACCGUCGCAGGUACGGUGGUCGGGUGUAUAGUGGGUAUGGGCUUGUUCAUAGCUAUGGUCGUAUGUCUGUGUGCUGCAUGUAACAAGAGUGGAACAAGAGGUGCACGAAUUAUUCAUCACAACUCGGCACAACCCACGGUGGCUAUAGUGAAUACAAGCAACAUGGAAGGGUACGUGACGUCCAGCUUCCAAACCAACUCAGGAACAGCAUAUCCCCAACAAGGAUCUGCCCAAACUUCGACUACCUUGGCGUUCUCUGGUCAAUUUGUACAGCCUCCACCUUAUUCUGUCAAAUAGAGGUACAACUGUACAUAACAGGAUAGCACUGAAGCGUCCAUGUGUGAUAUACAAACAGAACUAUGUUUAUGUUUUAGAAUAUAAAUUUCCAUUCUGUAAUUUAAUGCACAGGCAUAUCGAAACUGAUCACAUGUUUGUAGCUGUUCUGUCUCUGUGUGUUCAGUGAAACAGUAAUGUGUCAUUACAACUUCUUUGUAUAUCAUUACUAUUAAAGUGUUAUUGUCCG
This is a messenger RNA of Mizuhopecten yessoensis (Yesso scallop), 851 nucleotides long. RefSeq lists its product as uncharacterized. The record is from RefSeq and is a predicted model, not a curated record. Lineage: Eukaryota; Metazoa; Mollusca; Bivalvia; Pectinida; Pectinidae. The coding region runs from base 125 to 625 and encodes 166 amino acids. The transcript is spliced from 4 exons.